Messenger RNA from Rhizoctonia solani, 879 nucleotides. RefSeq lists its product as uncharacterized. The transcript has 3 exons. The record is from RefSeq and is a predicted model, not a curated record. The coding region runs from base 1 to 879 and encodes 292 amino acids. NCBI's taxonomy places the organism in Eukaryota, Fungi, Basidiomycota, Agaricomycetes, Cantharellales, Ceratobasidiaceae.
AUGGGUACAUACAGCGCAUCUAGGAAGGCCUUGAAGACUUUAUGGGCAGAUCUCGGCGCUAUUGUUUACGAGGCUGAGGAACCUGCGUAUCUGAGACCCGCGCCGACGGGCAUGAUCCACCACUUGUAUGUCCCAAUUCCUGAUGGGCCCCAGACCUUGUUGCACUGUGCUAGUUGUUCUAUUACUCAGCUUACGCCAUAUGCGCUCACAAAACCUCGUCCUAGCGAUGUAGUCACUUCGCCACAACUUGACGUUAGGCUCGCUGCUCUGCGACAUCCUAUUAGCGAUGUAUUUUAUGCGCUGGUCACCCGCAUAGGUACAACUCCCCACGAGGAACGAAUACAAGCCGCACUUCUCGCUUCGUGCUCUUUCCCGUACGUUAGUACUAGAAAUGCAUUCAUGAAAGGAUCCGUUCCCGCUCGUAUACUUGUUGACGAUUCAGCUGGAGUGACUCUCUCGGGCCAGGCCGCAAAACAAUGGUUUGAUCGCCUGCGACUGAGCAUGGAACAAGCAUGCCCCAAGGUGAUGGAUGGACGCAUGGCCGAAUUGGACAAUCACCUCGGACGGGUGUUUGUAUCAACGGCUCCUGGGACGAGUUCAACUGGUUCCCCGUCCUCACUUGUUCCUCAUUACGGCCAUGGACGUAAAGCAUAUGCGCAGGGGCUCGUUAUUGGGAAUUUCCGUACGGCCGGAGUCCCAUCUGAGGAGGCGUGUGCGUCUUGCUCGGGUCAGUUGGAGAGCAUUCAGGGUGCGUGGGUCGCAAAAGUAGCCCUAAAGGGAAGUGAGAUAGACAGCAAAAGGGAGGACGAAGUAAGCGUGCGUGUACUGAACCCCUUACCGAUGUUGGCUGCGUUGGCCGCAACUGGAGUCUUGGCGUAA